Lindgomyces ingoldianus is the source of this 764-nucleotide messenger RNA. RefSeq lists its product as uncharacterized. The transcript has 2 exons. The record is from RefSeq and is a predicted model, not a curated record. The coding region runs from base 46 to 570 and encodes 174 amino acids. NCBI's taxonomy places the organism in Eukaryota, Fungi, Ascomycota, Dothideomycetes, Pleosporales, Lindgomycetaceae.
GUUGACUCUCACCAUACUCGAUGCCUUCACUCUCUGCCCUUCGCCAUGAAUGCCCCUGGAGCCAUCGAAACUUCUACCAAUGUGUAUGAGGCCCUGGAAAAUUACAAUUGGGACGAUGAUGUCGAGUUCCAGUCUGGCCUGAGCGCCAUCCUGGGCAGCAACAGUACGCCUGAGCAAGCGACCGAGUUGACGUUGCGAGCGCGAUGUUUCUAUUACGCCAGAAAGUAUAAUGUGAACCUCGAUUUUGACGCCUACAAAGCUUACCGAACCUCUCGACCCUCGCGACCAAUUGCCCCGCCAAACGGUGUGCAAGCGGCCUCCGCCUCUGCAAGCGCUGAGGCUCCUGGGAGCGUACUGCCAGCAUCGUCUACAAAUCCGAAUGACCCUCCGGCUCCGUAUCCUGUUUCUUUUGCACAUAUUGUUGAGCUAGUCACUACCGGCCAACCUAUACCCGGAAUCAAAGAAAUUCCAAACACCAUCUUGACUGGACAGGGUACUGAAGCUGUCAAGGAGAAGCGGAAGAAGCCUUGGGAGAGGGGCGGAUCUGUGUCGUCUGGGCCAGGGUCUUGAUGGGUUGAUUCCUGUCGUAUAUAACGGUCAGCUCCAGACAAGCUGGAUAUAAUACCCUUCAAUUUUAGAACAUCCCAGCAUAGGCUAUACAUGGAUGCGCACAGAGAACUAAGGUCAUGAAUGUAUGGGUAACGAUAUAUGAUAGACGAUGAAGGAACACGCCAUCCUAUGUAGGGUCCAUAUUUACUCAGACC